UGACUAUAUAAGGGAGCGCCGGGCGCGGCGCAGCUAGUUCCGUCGGAGCCGGAGUUCGGUCGCCGUCUGCCUGCGCACUGCUGCCGCCACCGCCGCCGCUUGACAAUGCAGAUCUUCGUGAAAACCUUAACUGGCAAGACCAUCACCCUCGAGGUGGAGCCCAGUGACACCAUCGAGAACGUCAAGGCGAAGAUCCAGGACAAGGAGGGCAUCCCCCCUGACCAGCAGAGGCUGAUCUUUGCCGGCAAGCAGCUGGAAGAUGGCCGCACCCUGUCCGACUACAACAUCCAGAAGGAGUCCACCCUGCACCUGGUGCUGCGCCUCAGAGGUGGCAUGCAGAUCUUCGUGAAGACCCUGACCGGCAAGACCAUCACCCUCGAGGUGGAGCCCAGUGACACCAUCGAGAACGUCAAGGCGAAGAUCCAGGACAAGGAGGGCAUCCCGCCUGACCAGCAGAGGCUGAUCUUUGCUGGCAAGCAGCUGGAAGAUGGCCGCACCCUGUCCGACUACAACAUCCAGAAGGAGUCCACCUUGCACCUGGUGCUGCGCCUCAGAGGUGGCAUGCAGAUCUUCGUGAAGACCCUGACCGGCAAGACCAUCACCCUCGAGGUGGAGCCCAGUGACACCAUUGAAAACGUCAAGGCGAAGAUCCAGGACAAAGAGGGCAUCCCCCCUGACCAGCAGAGGCUGAUCUUUGCUGGCAAGCAGCUGGAAGAUGGCCGCACCCUGUCCGACUACAACAUCCAGAAGGAGUCCACCCUGCACCUGGUGCUGCGCCUCAGAGGUGGCAUGCAGAUCUUCGUGAAGACCCUGACCGGCAAGACCAUCACCCUCGAGGUGGAGCCCAGUGACACCAUCGAGAACGUCAAGGCGAAGAUCCAGGACAAGGAGGGCAUCCCCCCUGACCAGCAGAGGCUGAUCUUUGCCGGCAAGCAGCUGGAAGAUGGCCGCACCCUGUCCGACUACAACAUCCAGAAGGAGUCCACCCUGCACCUGGUGCUGCGCCUCAGAGGUGGCAUGCAGAUCUUCGUGAAGACCCUGACCGGCAAGACCAUCACCCUUGAGGUGGAGCCCAGUGACACCAUCGAGAACGUCAAGGCGAAGAUCCAGGACAAGGAGGGCAUCCCCCCUGACCAGCAGAGGCUGAUCUUUGCCGGCAAGCAGCUGGAAGAUGGCCGCACCCUGUCCGACUACAACAUCCAGAAAGAGUCCACCCUGCACCUGGUGCUGCGCCUCAGAGGUGGCAUGCAGAUCUUCGUGAAGACCCUGACCGGCAAGACCAUCACCCUCGAGGUGGAGCCCAGUGACACCAUCGAGAACGUCAAGGCGAAGAUCCAGGACAAGGAGGGCAUCCCUCCCGACCAGCAGAGGCUGAUCUUUGCCGGCAAGCAGCUGGAAGAUGGCCGCACCCUGUCCGACUACAACAUCCAGAAGGAGUCCACCCUGCACCUGGUGCUGCGCCUCAGAGGUGGCAUGCAGAUCUUCGUGAAGACCCUGACCGGCAAGACCAUCACCCUCGAGGUGGAGCCCAGUGACACCAUUGAGAACGUCAAGGCGAAGAUCCAGGACAAGGAGGGCAUCCCUCCCGACCAGCAGAGGCUGAUCUUUGCCGGCAAGCAGCUGGAAGAUGGCCGCACCCUGUCCGACUACAACAUCCAGAAGGAGUCCACGCUGCACCUGGUGCUGCGCCUCAGAGGUGGCAUGCAGAUCUUCGUGAAGACCCUGACCGGCAAGACCAUCACCCUUGAGGUGGAGCCCAGUGACACCAUCGAGAACGUCAAGGCGAAGAUCCAGGACAAGGAGGGCAUCCCCCCUGACCAGCAGAGGCUGAUCUUUGCCGGCAAGCAGCUGGAAGAUGGCCGCACCCUGUCCGACUACAACAUCCAGAAAGAGUCCACCCUGCACCUGGUGCUGCGCCUCAGAGGUGGCAUGCAGAUCUUCGUGAAGACCCUGACCGGCAAGACCAUCACCCUCGAGGUGGAGCCCAGUGACACCAUCGAGAACGUCAAGGCGAAGAUCCAGGACAAGGAGGGCAUCCCUCCCGACCAGCAGAGGCUGAUCUUUGCCGGCAAGCAGCUGGAAGAUGGCCGCACCCUGUCCGACUACAACAUCCAGAAGGAGUCCACCCUGCACCUGGUGCUGCGCCUCAGAGGUGGCAUGCAGAUCUUCGUGAAGACCCUGACCGGCAAGACCAUCACCCUCGAGGUGGAGCCCAGUGACACCAUUGAGAACGUCAAGGCGAAGAUCCAGGACAAGGAGGGCAUCCCUCCCGACCAGCAGAGGCUGAUCUUUGCCGGCAAGCAGCUGGAAGAUGGCCGCACCCUGUCCGACUACAACAUCCAGAAGGAGUCCACGCUGCACCUGGUGCUGCGCCUCAGAGGUGGCAUGCAGAUCUUCGUGAAGACCCUGACCGGCAAGACCAUCACCCUUGAGGUGGAGCCCAGUGACACCAUCGAGAACGUCAAGGCGAAGAUCCAGGACAAGGAGGGCAUCCCCCCUGACCAGCAGAGGCUGAUCUUUGCCGGCAAGCAGCUGGAAGAUGGCCGCACCCUGUCCGACUACAACAUCCAGAAAGAGUCCACCCUGCACCUGGUGCUGCGCCUCAGAGGUGGCAUGCAGAUCUUCGUGAAGACCCUGACCGGCAAGACCAUCACCCUCGAGGUGGAGCCCAGUGACACCAUCGAGAACGUCAAGGCGAAGAUCCAGGACAAGGAGGGCAUCCCUCCCGACCAGCAGAGGCUGAUCUUUGCCGGCAAGCAGCUGGAAGAUGGCCGCACCCUGUCCGACUACAACAUCCAGAAGGAGUCCACCCUGCACCUGGUGCUGCGCCUCAGAGGUGGCAUGCAGAUCUUCGUGAAGACCCUGACCGGCAAGACCAUCACCCUCGAGGUGGAGCCCAGUGACACCAUCGAGAAUGUCAAGGCGAAGAUCCAGGACAAGGAGGGCAUCCCCCCUGACCAGCAGAGGCUGAUCUUUGCCGGCAAGCAGCUGGAAGAUGGCCGCACCCUGUCCGACUACAACAUCCAGAAGGAGUCCACCCUGCACCUGGUGCUGCGCCUCAGAGGUGGCAUGCAGAUCUUCGUGAAGACCCUGACCGGCAAGACCAUCACCCUUGAGGUGGAGCCCAGUGACACCAUUGAGAACGUCAAGGCGAAGAUCCAGGACAAGGAGGGCAUCCCCCCUGACCAGCAGAGGCUGAUCUUUGCUGGCAAGCAGCUGGAAGAUGGCCGCACCCUGUCCGACUACAACAUCCAGAAGGAGUCCACCCUGCACUUGGUCCUGCGUCUGAGGGGAGGUGUCUAAGUUCCCUCUCAAGCUUUAACAAAUAUCACUGCACUUUUCUUUCAAUAAAGUUCUUGCAUUCCAA
Molecule: messenger RNA, 3367 nt
Organism: Lepus europaeus (European hare)
Lineage: Eukaryota; Metazoa; Chordata; Mammalia; Lagomorpha; Leporidae
Gene: UBC
Product: ubiquitin C
Exons: 2
Coding region: 106-3303 (1065 amino acids)
Biological process (GO): modification-dependent protein catabolic process; protein ubiquitination
Cellular component (GO): nucleus; cytoplasm
Molecular function (GO): ubiquitin protein ligase binding; protein tag activity
Source: RefSeq, a predicted model, not a curated record